This is a messenger RNA of Trachemys scripta elegans, 3248 nucleotides long. It is a transcript of the gene EPN3, whose product is annotated as epsin 3. NCBI's taxonomy places the organism in Eukaryota, Metazoa, Chordata, Testudines, Emydidae. Gene Ontology annotation, biological process: endocytosis. Gene Ontology annotation, molecular function: clathrin binding; phospholipid binding. Bases 536 to 2572 code for a protein of 678 amino acids. The record is from RefSeq and is a predicted model, not a curated record. The transcript has 11 exons. Gene Ontology annotation, cellular component: endosome; plasma membrane; clathrin vesicle coat.
CCUGUUAGAGCUGAGACAGACCUGCCCAGCCAGCUUAGCAACUUUCACACCGUGCAGCAAGGAGCAGAGAGAUUUCUGACAGUCUCAGGGAAUAACUACAGCAUCCACCUCCGAGCACACACUGCCUGGUCCCCGGGGGGGAGCAGCGAGGAAGGGAUGUAGCCCUUUCUGGAUUGGAUGGAUUUAGGAACUCUGGGAUUGAACCUGCACCAAGCCUGGACAGUCAGCUGCAGGGACCAGUAUAAGGGCUGAUCGGAGCACCGUCUGCCGAUUGCACUCUGCAGAGCCGGGGAAGCUGCUCAGAGUCACAGAGACAAGAGAGGAAGCCAGUGCCAGAGAGCUCAGGCAGCCCACUGCAGGAGGGCCCGAAGUUUCUGAGAUGAGGCUGCUUCAGGAUGAUUGAGAUCAACGUAAAACCUAGUGAGCUAGAACUCUUUCACUGGUGAAGUUGGAACGGUGACUUUCCCACUGGGUCCCAGACUGUUUAUUCCUCAGUUCUUCAUUGCCCAUUGUGGACUUUCUGCAAGGUUCAGCUAUGACUACCUCUGCCUUGCGCCGGCAGGUAAAAAACAUUGUGCACAAUUAUUCGGAGGCGGAGAUCAAGGUGCGUGAGGCGACCUCCAAUGACUCCUGGGGCCCACCCAGCUCCCUGAUGUCUGAGAUUGCAGAUCUGACCUUCAACACGGUGGCUUUCGCGGAGAUCAUGGGGAUGAUCUGGAGGCGGCUCAACGACAGUGGCAAGAACUGGCGCCACGUGUACAAGGCACUGACCCUGCUGGAUUACCUCAUCAAAACCGGAUCGGAGAAGGUGGCCCAUCAGUGCCGGGAGAACCUUUACACCAUUCAGACUCUGAAAGACUUCCAGUACACAGACCGCGACGGCAAGGACCAAGGCAUAAACGUGCGGGAGAAAGUCAAGCAACUCAUGGGUCUGCUGAAGGAUGAGGAGAGGCUGAAGCAGGAAAGGGCUCAUGCCCUGAAAACCAAAGAGCGCAUGUCCACCGAGGGCACGGGCAUCAGCAGCAGCCAGCAGCUCUCCUAUGGCAGGCGGACAUCGCAGUAUGGAGAAGACUAUGGCAGGCCGAGGGGGUCUCCAUCAUCCUUUAAUUCCUCUUCCUCGUCCCCUCAGCAAACCUCAGACCUGGAACAGGCGAGACCCCAGACGACUGGAGAGGAGGAGCUGCAGUUACAGCUUGCACUAGCCAUGAGUCGAGAGGAGGCUGAGAAGCAGCCGCUUCCUCCAGCCACCAGCACAGAUGAAGAAUUGCAAUUGCAGAUAGCGCUCCGCCUGAGCAAAAAGGAGCAUGAGAAGGAAGUGAGGGCAUGCCAAGGAGAGAACUCACUGCUACAGAGGGCACUGGAAGAGACCCACAUGGGUAUCGAGGAGGAGAAAGAAGAGGAUAAGAUGAAGAAAAGUCAGUCCUCUAUUGUGGAGCUGGCAGACAUUUUUGGACCAGCGCCAGUAACUUCAACCCAUGUUUCAGCUGACCCAUGGGAUAUUCCAGGUGGGGGCAACUCUCAAUCUGCUGAUGCUUGGGAGAAUGGCAGAACCUUCUCCCCUCCAGCUCUGUCCUUGUCCAAUUCUGGGGAACCUAACAGUCUAAAGUCCAAUGUGGAACCAGCAGGAGCUUCUUGGGUCCCCUCUGCAGACCCCUGGGCUCCAAUCCCUGCUGCUUCCGGGGAUCCUCUAAACCAGAUGGCAGCAUCGAUCAACCAGACCUCCACAGGGCCUUGGGAUCUUCCUCCCAUAGUCUCCUCCUCCUCCUCUGACCCUUGGGAGAAGACCCCCGUCUCUUCAAGUCUGUCAUCAGCAGAUGCCUGGGUAAAGGCAUCCCCACCUUCUAAAGCUUCCGCUCAUGCUACUUCUGCUGCUGAUCCUUGGGGAGGUGUUGUUGACAAUCCUCCCAGGGCAGCUUCAGGUGAUGUCACUUUUGACUUGUUUGCGAAACCGCCACAGCCGACAGAGCAGCUGGAACAUGAGAGCUCACAGGCCCCAUCCUCUGCCAAGCCUAACAGCCCUGUUGAUUUGGACCUGUUUGGCGACCCGAUUCCCAGCACCAAGCAGAAUGGAGUUAAGAACACAGAGGUUUUUGAUCUUGCGGGCUUAGGAGACUCUCUUACUGACUCCGACAAAGAGAGGAAAGAUUGUAAAACUCCAGAGUCCUUUCUUGGCCCAACUGCCUCCUCCCUGGUGAAUUUGGACUCCUUGGUGGUUGCCCCGGCAACCCUGAAGACUCAUAAUCCAUUUUUGUCAGGUCUCAGUGCGCCUUCUCCCACAAACCCAUUCAGCACCAGUGACCAGAUCAAACCAACACUCAAUCAGAUGAGGACCAGCUCCCCAGUGCCAGGCAUGGCCAUGGGGAUGACCAUGAACUCCAUGACCUACAGUGCUUCACUCCCUCUUCCGCUCAGCAGUGUCCCAGUGACCCUCCCCGUCUCCAUGAGUGCCUUCCCGCAGGCCGGAGCAGGGCCGUUUCCACAGCUACCCAGCAACCUGCCUCAGCCUUUGUUGCCACUGACUGGCUCUGCUCUUCCCCCCGCCUCACAGGGGGUGAUGAACCCUUUCCUCUGAAGUCUCUGGAUCUGUGUUACGUGUAGUCUCUCUUGUCCCGCCCCCAGCUAUUAUGGAAAUCUUUGCGUGUUCUCAUGCAAAGGCCUUGUGGGCACAAGUUCAUUAGUUGUGAUGGAGGAAACUAUUCACCCGAAACUCCUAACCCAACACCUGCCCAGGUCCCAGAGACCAGUUAGCAUGAAUCUCCUUGCUUGAAGUGCUAUAGAAGUACCUGCUUCAACAGUGUGGGUAAAGGACGGCUAGAUCUGCCUCUAACGGCAAUAAGGACACUCCUGUCAUCAGCUGGCAUUCCCAUGCUCUGCAGAGUAGAUGGAGGGUCCCUAAGAAAGGGCUUUAAUUAUCUAGGGCCCUCCACUCUCCAGCACCGGAUGCUGGUACAUAGAGAGCCCAGUAUGAAGCAUCUUAACAGACAUUUUCUAGUCACCAUAGAUCUCUUAGAGAUCAUCGUGGGCCCGUCAGUGGGAUAGAGGAAUCCUUCUGUCAUCUGCCUGGAAGGUGCAAUCACUUGCUGAGGCUUGCAGCCAAAAUGCUUGCUGGAGGUCAGGAUGUUCCCAGGGACAGGAGGAGUACUCCUUAGAAUCCCUUUCCUCUGCCAAGUAUCGGGGUAGCCCUGUUAGUCUGUAUUCACAAAAACAACGAGGAGUCCGGUGGCACCUUAAAGACUAACAGAUUUAUU